AUGGCCGCAAGCAUGGCCGCAGCGCCUUGUCCGUACAGCGGCCUUCCGAACGCGUCUCGGAUCCUCGUUGCCGAUGCGUACUGCGGUGCCGGGCAGGCCAUGUGUCUCGUGAGCCCGGCGUGCGCGCUCGUCACCAGCUCGGGCCUCGACGACCGCCAGCGCACGGCCGCUGGCAUCGACGCGGUCGGCAACAUGACGCUGUACCCGUUCGAUGCGCUGUACAUUCUCAACACCUCGUCGCCGCUCAACACGACGUACAUGCGCCUGCCCGACGCGCUGACCACGCUAUGGCUAAGCAGCGCAGGCCUCCAGACGAUCCCAGCGCCGCUGCCGUCCGAGCUGCUCACGCUGCAAGUGCCCUCGCUCUACAUUCGCGGGCUGAUGCGGCAAACGUAG
This is a messenger RNA of Saprolegnia parasitica CBS 223.65, 396 nucleotides long. RefSeq lists its product as hypothetical. Lineage: Eukaryota; Oomycota; Saprolegniomycetes; Saprolegniales; Saprolegniaceae. Bases 1 to 396 code for a protein of 131 amino acids. The record is from RefSeq and is a predicted model, not a curated record. The transcript is spliced from 3 exons.